Molecule: messenger RNA, 540 nt
Organism: Malassezia vespertilionis
Lineage: Eukaryota; Fungi; Basidiomycota; Malasseziomycetes; Malasseziales; Malasseziaceae
Exons: 4
Coding region: 1-540 (179 amino acids)
Cellular component (GO): cytoplasm
Molecular function (GO): phosphatase activity
Source: RefSeq, a predicted model, not a curated record
AUGGCCUUUACGUAUGUGCAGCGUAGACUUACCCAGACCUUGCGGAGUCCAAAGUGGGUUAAACGCACACUUACCCAGUACGGCACAGAUGCGUGGAAUUUGCACCUCGCGCAGCAAUGCGGCGACGACGACAUGGUUUGGGGGCCCGACCCAUUCCUCACGCCGCUUGGCGAGCAGCAAGCGGCGGCCGUGCACGAUGCAUUCGCAGACGAGCUUCAGCGUGCAGAUGCACCGCCGCUCCCCAACGUGUUCUGCUCCAGUCCUUUGUCGCGCAGCCUCGAUACUCUGCACGGCACCUGGCGCGGCAUUGUGCCGCGCAACACGCCCGUACACGUCUACGAAGGACUGCGCGAAGUGCUGGGCAAACACACGUGCGAUCGGCGUGCUUCGCGGCACACGAUCGAGCGUCGUUUUUCGCGCCAUGGCAUCUUCCCUUUGCACUUUUCGAUGCCGUUUGAAGAGGAGGAUAUGCUAUGGAGCCCUAUCCGCGAGACGGACGAUGCGAUGCGCACGCGCGUGCUAAAUGCAUUGACGUCUUAG